Molecule: messenger RNA, 1578 nt
Organism: Symbiodinium sp. CCMP2456
Lineage: Eukaryota; Dinophyceae; Suessiales; Symbiodiniaceae
Source: the annotation of a GenBank genome assembly
GCGGAGCUCUCGCCGGAACUUCUUCAAGGAAUUCCGCUACACGCUUGCUUCCAUCGUGGACCCAGCUUGUGGAAUCGCUCAGGCGGAAGUCGUUCCGGUGUUUCACAGACGACCCGCUGCUAUUCCUACUUCCUGAGUCAUGCGUGGGCAGCCUCGUCCUGGUCGAAAUACCUCGCUCUCUUAGUUCAUUUCAAUGGUGUGCCCGCAGCAAUGGCGGCUUUCCUGACGGGGCUGAUCCUGGGAAUGUUGACCUCUCUCGAAGUCAUACAUUUCGCCAGCUGGAUGCCUAUACUCGCACACUUAGUGCCAGCAUCAGUACUGUUCCUUUGGCAGGAUCUCCGGAGAGUAGUUUGCAAAGAGCCCAUGAUCUUCCUGGACUGCGCGUGCAUACCUCAAGGCGAUGACGCCGUGAAGGCAAAAUGUGUCCGGGGACUCUCCUCCUUCCUCGGCCGAUCGGAGAACUUGGUGGUCUUGUGGUCGCCCCAUUUCGUUCGUCGCCUCUGGUGCACGUAUGAAGUGGCCUUCUUCUUGAAACAGAACCAGGCAGAUCAGAUCCUUUUCCUCCCACUGCAAGUGCCAACCUUGUGGUUCCUCAUCUAUCUCGUAGUAUGGAUUACUCGGACGACUUUGUACAUCGCAGAGAUCCUGGAACUCUACGGCGAGUCUAUCGUCGGCUACCUGGGGAUUGUUGGUGGAGUGUUUCUAGCCCAGCAGCUCACAAUUUGGCCAGCUGUCUACUAUGUCCUGACAAACAUGCUGCGGGACAUAGCAGAGCUGCCGAAGCAGCUGCACAACUUCCGAGUUCAGGACGCUGGUUGCUCCUGCUGCACGAAAGGCCACGUUGAUCCAGUAACGCAGGAGCAAAUUCCGUGUGACCGGAAGCUCAUCUAUGAGAUGCUGCAGAGCUGGUUUCAGCCUGUCAAGAGCGCGGAGGAGGCGCUGGACCAGUUCAACAUGCAUGUGCGGGACUGCUUAGCUCCUCAGGUGGAGCGUACAUCGCGGCCGUCUCUGCUGAUCCUGAAGCACGGGGUUGUGGCCACGGCUGUUGCCUGCUUCCCGUAUCUUUCUGCGGACAUCUUCAUGACGGUGGGUCGAGUCAAGAGGCAGACACAAGGUGCUCUUCUUUACCCAGCUGGGCAACUCUACACAUUUCUGGUGAUUCUCGUCGGGGUGCGUAUCAUGGCGCUGAUUGGAUACUUCGGCCUUCGGUACUCCCACCGAUGCUGUCGCGCAGCAGUGCUUGUGGGUCAAGUAGCACUGCAUGCCUCGAUGACGUUCAGUAUGAUGAUGCUCUGGAUCUCUUGGCACCUCGUCGGAGGGGAGCACAGCCACCUCUCGCUCUUCGCGCUUGGCAUCCUCUCCUUCUGCACGGCAUAUGUCUUGUCCCCUUUGUGCAGGGACUUCUUCAAAUCAAACCACACCAACAGCAGGGCUGCUCAGGCUCAUGGGACGCACAAUUUUACUGAAGCAGUGCUCACGCACGCACCAGAUCCGUCAGGGUUACGGCAUUCCCUGGAGAUGGAGUGCAGUCAAAGCCUGAGCCUGGAUAACGACGACUUGAUCCAAGAGCAUGUUUAG